Xiphophorus maculatus (southern platyfish) is the source of this 2447-nucleotide messenger RNA. Its product is annotated as proteinase-activated receptor 3-like. Gene Ontology annotation, molecular function: G protein-coupled receptor activity. The coding region runs from base 1355 to 2242 and encodes 295 amino acids. Gene Ontology annotation, cellular component: membrane. The record is from RefSeq and is a predicted model, not a curated record. Gene Ontology annotation, biological process: phospholipase C-activating G protein-coupled receptor signaling pathway; positive regulation of Rho protein signal transduction. NCBI's taxonomy places the organism in Eukaryota, Metazoa, Chordata, Actinopteri, Cyprinodontiformes, Poeciliidae. The transcript has 2 exons.
ACGUUAUGUAGACAAAUCGUGAAUAAUCGAAAAGAUAAACGGAAAAAGUUUGAAUUAAGACAAAUGUCACCAUCAGAUUUUAUUUUUUUUUUUACUUUGUAGUGUAGCAAGGAUAAGGCUACAUUAUUUGUACAUUAAAAGUUUUUAUCAGUCUCAUAAAAUGCUGCUAAUGAUCUGCAUGAUGAAUGAUCAAAGUCAUUGCACCACCUUUUUGCACAGUAAGAUGUAAUUAGUACAAAACAUUUCAGAAUCAUAAUGUUGACACUUCAUUUGAAAAAUGUAACAAUUAGCUUUGCUUACAUUUUCAGGGACAAACACGGUUUGGAGGCUACAGGCAUAUGUAAUAUUCAAACUAAAAAAAACACAACCUUAUUCAUAGAGGUACAACUACUCACGGUUUCAUUGUGGUUCUAAACUAUCGGAAUAAACUUCAUGAUUUCAGGACUUUUUGAGGUCAGAACACAAAGUUUGGAUGAUUUGAAGAUCUCAGCUCAGCCUUCUGUCAAGAUGGAGGCCUCCUGCAGAAGUCAUGGCCAGCCAGUACGUCUAAAGUAUCAGAGAAAUGUCGUCGCACUACAAUUUGAAAACAACACUUCCAUUUCUCUCCAGCUUGUACAGUAGUUGGCACCAACAUAAUAAUGCAUCUAUUUGUGUCCAUUGUGAAGCUUCUUACCUCAGUCGAAGCUCUACAGUAACACCUUGCAUUAGAUUUCUCAUUUGCCAACCUUACAUCAGUUGUUUACGGCUUCAGGUUGCAUCAGUGCGAUGAAGCUUCUGUCCUGCUACUGUAGAUAGAAUACUCAUGGGAGAAUCAUCAUGCUGCCGGAGAAACACGAAACUUACCAUCCAGUUAUCUGGUGGCUUAUGUUAUAUUUCCUACUAAAGAGUCUGUAACCUAAAAUAUCAUUUUCGAAAAUCAAAAAGGAAGAAAUGUUGGGUAACAGGAGAGCUUUUACACCUUUCCACAUUGUAUAAAAAAGUUGCUCCACCAUCCAUCUCCGCCACAGCCUAAACACGCCUUCCAUCCAUCUCCACACCAUCCAAUCGCUGAACACAGCUACUCAAGUUCAUGGAGCUAACCAAUUACAACCUAGCUCAAUGCUACGAACGAGAAUCACAUGAUCUAAAAUCUGUUCCAUUCCUGAAACGGUACACUUGGUCCUUGUAGAGUGAGUUGUUUGUCCCAGUGAUCGUCAGGAUAAGAAGGUCGGGGCUGUGUUGAGGUGAGGCGUUUGAUGAGAUGUUUCUCUAUUAAGUAUGAUCUUAAUGGAUUAGACAUGAAUGAUAAACCAUAACCUUUACUCUAACUCUUUUUUUUUUUUUUCUUUUUAGCAUUUCCUUCCAGAUUUAAAACAUGUUGAACGCCAGCCUUUAUGACAACUCGACCAGCACCGGGGGUCGUGUUCGCCCGCUCUGGUACAAUUACCCAGAAUGCGUCGUGUCCCCUCAGCCCUUUGCCUUCUACUUUGCGUGCAAGGUGAUCAACCUGGUCGUUGGCACUCCGGGCAACAUCUUCGUCAUCUGGCAAAUCGCUUCGAAAAAGAAGAACACUUCCACGUCGGACAUCUUCUUCCUCAACCUGGCCGUGCUGGACGCCUACUUCUGCUUGAUGACCCCUAUAGAGUUGGUCAACAGGAUGGAGCUGGACGACAAAAACAUCUGGAUCUUCCAGAGGUUUGCGUAUGGGGUGAAGGACCUAGCACCACUUUUUCUUGUGUGUAUCUGCGUGGACCGCUACAUGGCUGUCGUACACCCAGUGUUUUUCUCGAGCUACCAGGAGACCAUCACCCGCGGUUGCGUUUGCAUCAUAAUCUGGAGUUUAAUAAUGCCCUACAGCAUCAUCAAGGGGAUCCACGGCAUUCUGAGCGUGACCGGCAUCUUCUCCGGGGUCAUCCUCUUUGCAUUCGCCGUCAUGGUCUUCUGCAACAUCUCCGUCAUCUGGGUCCUCCGGCACUCGGUGGCGGGGAAGGAAAAGAUGCACCCGGUGAAGAAGAGGGCCUUCAAGAUGGUGCUGAAGAACCUGGGCAUCAUCGUCUUCAACUACCUCCCCCCCGUGGCCUCCAUGCCCUUCGUGUCUUACUACACGCGGUUCGAGUACCUCUGUCUGAUCAGCAUCAGCGUGUUCGCCGUCAUGGACCUGAGCUGCAGCAUCGAGCCGCUGCUCUACAUCUCAAAGUCGGAGGGACUGAACGCUUUCUGCUGCAAGAAGGCCUCGGAAAGCCCGGCCGACGUCAAGGUUUGACCCGGCCGUGUGUGAAGUCACUUCCCGUCCUCCACAUUUACCGACAUCCCCUACGGCUACAGAGUCUUAAAAUAAAUAGCUACCAUGGCGAUGUGGUGAAAAACGUUUGUUUCCUCCCGUUAUCCGACUGGGAGCUUAGAUUAUUUUUUUUUUUUAUCAUCUUCGCUACCCUCGAUAUUUUUUAUUUACCAACUAAUGAAGAUAA